AUGUGUCUCGCUUGUUUCAAGUUCUGGCACAAGGGCAAAAAAGGGGAUGUAUCCUCAACUCAUUCGGCUCAGGCGUCCAAUCCUCUGUCGGCAUCCAAUCCUCUGUCGGCAUCCAAUCCUCUAUCGGCAUCCAAUUCUCUGUCGGCAGACAGCCUGCAGGAGCGCCUGUGGAUUGAGGCGUAUGAUGCCCUUGAGGCCGGGGAAAAAAGCAUAGUGGAAGCAUACGAGAAACUCCUUGUACACAGGCUUGAAAAGUUCUUGGACAAAACCGAAAUUACCCCGGCAAUACUGAAAAAACGAGAUCAAAUGAAAAGAUUUGUUGACGCCGGGCUCUCAGAGUCGCAGCAAAUUGCAGACAUUAAGGGGAAUAUUGAAGAAUUCGGUCGAAUCUUAUCGCCAGUAAAGAAAGUGAUGGACGUCGUCGUUCUGGCGGCUCCCCAGGCUGCUAUCCCAUGGUCUUGCGUCUCUUUCUCUCUCCAGAUCCUUGCAAACCCUCUGACGGAGUCCAGUAUCAACCGCGAAGGCAUUACGUACGUUUUGUCGACGAUGGAUUGGUAUUGCAAACUUGUUGAGCUUCUUAUCGACGGCGAGGACCGGUCGAAGACGCUCAGAGAUGAACUCGAGAAACAAAUUGUCGAGCUGUACAAAAGGCUUCUCCUGUACCAAAUGAAGAGCGUCUGUCGUUACUACAGGUCUCAGAUCCUAGUCUUACUUGGAGAUGUCUUCAAGAUCGAUGACUGGACGGGAGAACUCACUGGUGUUAAGGAAGCCGAGGAUCAGGUGCGGACCAGGCUAGGUCAAUAUCAGAGCUCGUCGAUUUGUGGCGCGCUCAAAACCCUGGCUCGUGCCAUGCAGGAUCAAACCAACCAAUUUCAAGAUCUGUCAUCUUUGAUUCAGAAGCAGUAUCAAGCGCAACAAGACAGAGACAAGCACCGGGAUAGGGAAAAUUGCCUAAUUGACUUUCGUCAGAAAGUUGACCCCCAUCACGAAAAGGACCGUAUACAGAUCGAGAAAGGGGGGCUUCUUCGAGAUGCUUACUCCUGGGUUCUGGAUCACGAUAGUUACGGGAAAUGGCACCAGGAAACUCAUCGCAAGAUACUCUGGAUCAAGGGCGAUCCGGGCAAGGGGAAAACCAUGCUCAUAUGCGGCAUCAUUGACGAACUAGAGACGGACCCUACUCACACCCUAUCAUAUUUCUUCUGUCAAGCCACCGAGACGACACUCAACAAUGCCACUGCUGUGCUACGGGGGCUUAUCUAUGGACUUGCAAAGAGAUAUCCGCAGGUCGAUCGGCAUAUCUACGACAGAUACAAAGAUGGCGGCGGAAAGGCGGCAUUCGAAGGAGACAGCGCGUGGGGAGUGAUGUGCGGUAUUAUGAACGCCAUACUAGGUGAUCCAAUGAUGAAUGGUGUGCUAUUGAUUGUAGACGCUCUCGACGAAUGCGUGGAAGGUCGCCAGAAGCUUUUGGAUUUCAUUUGCGAGAGAUCAAAUGAUUCUCGUGCCAAGUGGAUAGUGUCCAGCCGCAAUUGGCGGGAAAUCGAGACAAACCUCGAGAGGAUCACGGAACGUACAUCGGCGCUGUCCCUGGAGCUGAACAGCGAUCUUGUUUCCUAUGCUGUUCGCAUGUACAUUCGAAGAAAGGUUGACAAGCUCGCUGAGAAACAACCUUAUCAUGACGACUUAAAACUCCGCAACCACGUCGAGAAGUACCUCAACGACAACUCGAGCGACACAUUUCUAUGGGUGGCAUUGGUCUACAAUGCGCUUCGUCAAGACAACAUUAUAAGACGAAACCACGUCAUCGGACCGAAAGGGGUUCUGCGAACAUUCCCUAAAGGGCUCGAUAAGCUAUACAAGCGCAUGUUCCAGUACAUUUCUGGUACGAUGGAUGCAAAUCUAUGCAAAGAUGUUUUGGCCGUCACAUCGAUCCUAGAACGCUCUAUCACAUCUCUUGAACUUUGCUCCAUCAUGGGCCUGUCGCAGCAUUUUGACGGUAAAGUUGAGACCUUACAAGAUGCCGUGCGAUGUUGUGGUUCUUUCUUGAGUCUUCGAGAUGGAACUGUUUAUUUCGUACACCAGUCAGCCCGAGAUUUUCUACUCGACAAGGAGGAAGACACCUUUGCCAAUCUUUUCCCGGGCGGAGUCGAGGGUUUGCAUUGGGCAGUGGGUUUGAGAUCAUUGGAUGCCAUUUCCAAGGUCAUACGUCGCAACAUCUAUGAACUAGAAGAUGUCGGCAUUGCCCAAAAGGAUAUCAUCAUGCCUAAACCGAAUCCUUUGGCCUCUGUUGCAUAUUCUUGCGCUUUUUGGAUGAGACACCUGGGAGAAUCAAGUACUGAGAGGGACAUCGAAGACUAUGAGUUUGUCAAUGAGUUUCUUCGAACCAACUUUCUGUACUGGCUCGAGGCCCUUGCUCUCAUCGGUGAGCUGUCGCAAGCAGUACAAGGCAUACAGAAGCUUCAAAAUUUGAUCAGAGGAAAGCCAGCCUCGAAAGAAGAAACCUUACUAUUCAGUCCUGAAGAGAGUGUCGUCAGAAAGCACUUCUUCAAGGAUCACGCACCCAAAUGGAUUUCGAUAAUGCCAGGCUUGGAUAGGACGUGGAAUACGCGCUUGCAGUCUCUGAUCGGGCAUGAAUCCGAUGUCGAUACUGUGGUAUACUCACCAGAUGGCCAGUGGAUUCUUUCUGGCUCUGCAGAUGGCACUGUGAAGCUCUGGCAAGCAGAGAGUGGACAUUGUGAAUACACAUAUGGUGGUUUCGGCGAAGAACUUUACGGUCGGGCCAAAGUACUCCGAAAAGCCGGUGUGCGGUCAGUGGCCUUUUCAGGGGACAGUCAAACAUGUACCGCCGCGUCCAGGAACGGAGUCAUUAAGGUCUGGGAUCUGAAAACCAAUCAAGUCGAGAGUUUCAGAGGCCACGAAGAGGAGUUGGUGGUCACGACGAUGGCCAUCUCGCCAGAUGGUCGCACUUUUGCAUACGCCCUGAAGAACAAAGGGGUUCAUAUAUGGAGCAUGGACAAGGAAAUCUCUACGCGCACAAUCAUGGCUGAUAUCGACAACAUAGUCUCGCUAAGCUUCACGACAGACGGUCGAUGGCUUGCUUCGUUCUCUCAAAACGACAAUAUCAAGAUCUGGGACACUUUGACAGGAGACUGCAAACGAGAAAUUGACGAUAGGCCGGUUGGGGGGGUGGAAAUCUCGGGCGAUGGACAAUUGAUCGCGUCAUGGAGUCCUCUCGUUUGCAUUUGGGAGACAAAAACUGGCCGGCUGGUUCGCAAAUUCGAAAACAGAGGCUCUUGCUGGCUCCGAUCUAUCAAGUUCUCAAAAAAUGGAAGGCUUUUGGCUGUCUUGACCGAUGAAGAAAUCUUCAUAUACAACACGGCAAUGGGCGAGCUUACCUGGGAGACCUCACAUGAUGGGGGUCGUGACGAUCCGUUGGCAUUCUCACCGAACAACGAAAGACUUGUGGCAGGAUGUUCUGAUGGCACCGUCAAAAUAUGGGAUCUAGCAAAAGGCAAUAAAAACAUGGCUAGUGGUGGCUUUGCGCAGAGUUUUUGCUACUCUGAUGAAUAUCACUUCGCAGCCUCCUACCCCGACUGUCAGGAGAUCGCAACGUGGGGCAGAUCGACCGGACAUGAUGUGGAAGUACAUAAAUUCCAUGCGGAGAAUGUGGAGUUUAUUGCCAUGUCCAAGGAUCAUCAGAAACUUGCGUCAACUUCUUUCAGCGGUCAGGUUACUGUGUGGGAGACGAAAACCGGUGCCCAUACACAGCUAUUUGGCGCAAACUCAGCGAAUGCCAAAGGAGAUGACAUAAGUGACGACAUAGAUGACGAAACUGGCGGCCGUUUGGAAAAGAUCACGUCCUUGGCCUUUCGAAACAGCUUUCAGCUUGCCUGUGGCGGCUAUCAGACAAUCAGAAUUUUGAACACAUCUGAUGGUACCAUCGCGCAAGAACACUCCGAAGCUGAUGGAUUUGUUCAGCUCAUGGAGUUUUCGACAGAUGGCCAAUGGCUCGCCUAUCAGUCUCGUCCUCGAAAAAAGGGUCAGGCUGCCUGGGCCCAGACAACUUGGAUGCAAACAUCCGUGGAUAUGCCGGAGCAGCGGCCCAGGGCCUUGAAAUAG
Molecule: messenger RNA, 4116 nt
Organism: Colletotrichum costaricense
Lineage: Eukaryota; Fungi; Ascomycota; Sordariomycetes; Glomerellales; Glomerellaceae
Exons: 5
Coding region: 1-4116 (1371 amino acids)
Molecular function (GO): protein binding
Source: RefSeq, a predicted model, not a curated record